Messenger RNA from Centrocercus urophasianus (Greater sage-grouse), 3687 nucleotides. Its product is annotated as neuroblast differentiation-associated protein AHNAK-like. Lineage: Eukaryota; Metazoa; Chordata; Aves; Galliformes; Phasianidae. The annotation marks the transcript as partial. Gene Ontology annotation, cellular component: nucleus; cytoplasm; costamere. The record is from RefSeq and is a predicted model, not a curated record. The transcript is spliced from 2 exons. Gene Ontology annotation, biological process: regulation of RNA splicing.
AAGGGCCCUGAAAUUGAUAUCCAAGGCCCCAAAGUGGACGUUGACGUUCCCGACGUGGACGUUCCCGGCCCAGAGGGCAAAUUCAAGCUGCCCAAGUUCAAGAUGCCCAAAUUCUCCAUGCCGGGCUUCAGGGCAGAGGGCCCCGAGGUGGACGUGGAGCUGCCAAAAGGGGACGUGGACAUUUCUGUCCCCAAAGUGGACAUUGGGGGUCCUGAGGUGGAGGUGGAGCUGCCAGAGGGGAAAGUGAAGGGCCCCAAGUUCAAGAUGCCCGAAAUGCACCUCAAAGCACCGAAGAUCUCCAUGCCUGACUUUGAUCUGAGCCUGAAGGGCCCCAAAGUGAAGGGGGACGUGGAUGUGACUCUUCCCAAGAUUGAGGGCGACCUGAAGGGCGCAGAGGUGGACAUCAAAGGCCCCAAAGUGGACAUCGAUGUUCCUGAUGUGGAGCUGCAUGGUCCUGAGGGGAAACUGAAAGGGCCCAAGUUCAAGAUGCCCGAAAUGCACCUCAAGGGCCCCAAGUUCUCCAUGCCUGAUGUUGAUUUCAACCUGAAGGGCCCCAAAGUGAAGGGAGAGAUGGAUGUGUCCGUGCCAAAGAUUGAGGGCGGGCUGAAGGGCCCUGAAAUUGACAUCCAAGGCCCCAAAGUGGACGUUGACGUUCCCGACGUGGACGUUCACGGCCCAGAGGGCAAAUUCAAGCUGCCCAAGUUCAAGAUGCCCAAAUUCUCCAUGCCGGGCUUCAAAGGGGACGGGGUGGACGUGGAUGUGAAUCUCCCAAAGGGCGGCGUGGACGUGGCUGGUCCCAGUGUGGAGGUGGAGGCUCCUGAGCUCAGUGUGGAUGGGAAGCUGAAAGGUCCCAAGUUCUCCAUGCCCGAAAUGCACAUCAAAGCCCCCAAAAUCUCCAUGCCCGACAUCGACCUGAACCUGAAGGGCCCCAAAGUGAAGGGGGACGUGGAUGUGUCCGUGCCCAAGUUGGAAGGGGAUCUGAAGGGCCCCGAGAUCGAUAUCAAAGGCCCCAAAGUCGACGUGGAGCUUCCUGAUGUGGAACUGGAAGGUCCUGAAGGGAAAGUGAAGGGCCCCAAAUUCAAGAUGCCUGAAAUGCACCUCAAGGGCCCCAAAAUCUCCAUGCCUGACGUUGACUUCAACCUGAAGGGCCCCAAAGUGAAGGGCGACAUGGAUGUGAGCCUUCCCAAACUGGAAGGGGAUUUGCAAUGUCCGGACGUUGACCUCAAAGGCCCCAAAUUGGACCUUCAGGCGCCCGACAUGAAGGUCCCUGAAAUGCACCUCAAGAUGCCCCACGUCUCCGUCCCUGACAUCGACCUCAACCUGAAGGGCCCAAAGGUGGAGGGGGAGCUGAAGGGCCCCAGUGUGGAUCUGAAGGGUCCCAGUGUGGAUCUGAAGGGUCCCAAAGUCGAUAUCGAGUGUCCUGGGGUCGACAUCGACGGUCCGGAGGGAAAAGUGAAACUACCGAAAAUGAAGCUGCCGAAAUUUGGGCUGAAAGGAGAUGCCCCCGAGGUGGAUGUGGAGCUGCCCAAAGGAGAGGUCGAGCUUUCGGGCCCCAAAGUGGACAUCGCUGUCCCCGAUGUGAGCAUCGAAGGUCCGGAAGGAAAACUGAAAGGUCCUAAAGUGAAAGUGCCCGAAAUGCACGUGAGCGUGCCCAAAAUCUCCAUGCCCGACAUCGAUCUGAAUCUGAAAGGGCACAGAGCCAAGGGAGGAUUCGACCUCACGGCCCCAAAGAUCGAAGGGAGCCUGAAGGGACCCGACAUCACCGUCAAAGGCCCCGAAUUUGGGGUGAAAAGCCCCGAAAUGGACGUCGAGUGUCCGGAGCUGAGCAUUGAAGGGCCGGAGGCGAACGUCAAGGCUCCCAAAUUCAAGAAACCGAAAUUUGGGUUCGGGAUGAAGAGUCCGAAGGGCGACGCGAAGGUCCCAGAGGUGGAAUUCCCAGAGGUGGAGCUGAGCGCGGAGUUACCCGACCUGAGCGUGGCGGCCAAAGGCAAGAAGAGCAAAUUCAAGAUGCCCAAACUCCACAUGAGCGGCCCCAAAGUGAAAGGGAAGAAGGGAGCCUUCGACGUGAGCGUGGCGGGGGCGGAGGUGGACGUGGGUGUGAAAUCCCCCGAGGUGGAUGUGAGCGCGGCCGGCCCCGACGUGGCCGUAAAGUCCCCCAAAGGGAAGAAGGCCAUGUUUGGGAAGAUCUCCUUCCCCGAUGUGGAGUUCGACCUGAAGUCGCACCGCUCCCGGGGGGACGCGGCAGCGGUGCUCCCGAAAAUGGAAGGGGAACUGAAGGAGUUGGAGGUGAAGGGUCCGAGCGUCGACGUGGAGGUGGGGGCAGCGGAUUGGAGCGCGAAGAAAGCCAAAGUGGCGAUUCCUGGGGUGAAGGUGGAGGGGGAGCCGGAGUUUGACCUGAAAGGACCAAAAGGCCAAGUGGAAAUGUGCGUUCCUGAAGGGAGGCUGAACGUGGGGCUGAAAGGACCCGAAUUCGACGGGAACCUGAAAGGACCAAAGGUGAAAAGCGAUGCGGAGCUCGGAGGGUCGGGAGGGCAGCUGCCCCAUCUGACGGCGCCGCGCACGGAGGGCCCCGAGCUGAGCAUCGGCGGCUCCGUCCCGUCCCUGGGCUGCCAGGGGGCUCAGCUCCACCUCUCCGGCCCUUCGGUGGCCGUUUCGGCCCCGGAUCUCAACAUGAAGGCAGAUCUCGGCGGCUCCGCCAAAUCCCCGGUGCUGUCGGUGGACGCGGCCGGCGUCGGCGUGGAGGGGUUGGGCGGAACCAUCAAACUGCCGUCCCUCCAGCUGCCCCAGUUCGGCCUCUCCGUUAACGGGGCCGACGUCGAUGGAGUCGGCGACGCCGCGUCCGACGUCCCGGCGACCAAAGCGAGCGUCCGAGGGCCGACGGCGUCGGGAGGGGGCGGCCCCAAAGAUGGCGGCGGCGAGCUGUGCGCCGGCAGGGUGUCCUUCCCCAAACUGCGGGUGCCGAAAUUCCACUUCUCCGAGCCGGAGGUGAAGGGCAGAGAGGUGGCGGUGGACGUGGAGUUCCCGGGGACGGAGGCGGGCGUCGCAGCGGAGCCCGAGGCGGACGAUGCCAAAGGGAAGAAAUCCAAACUGAAGAUGCCCAAAUUCGCCUUCUCCAAAGGGAAAGCGAAAAGCGGGGCGGCUCCCGGUUCUCCCGAGCUGCCCGGCUCCCCCGGGGGCUCCCGGGGCGACCUGAAGAGCUCCAAAGGCAGCCUGGGCUCGGCCGAGGGCGAGCUGGACGAGGGUUCGUCCUCCAAAGGGAAAUUCUCCAUCUUUAAGAGCAGGAAGACGAGGCUCCGCUCGUCGUCUUUCAGCGCCGAGCCGCCGGAGUCGGAGGGAGCGCAGGGAAAAGCCAAGUUCGGGACGUUCGGCGGCGUGGGCUCGCGGAGUAAAGGCUGCUACGAGGUGACGGGGGGCGAGGAGCCGCCCUCAGCCCCACAUCAGCCCCCUUCCGCCCCACAUCAGCCCUCCUCGGGUGCCGCCCGCGGGAUCCCUCAUUUUGAGUCCCAAAUCCCUGAUUUUGAGUCUCAAAUACCUGAUUUUGAGUCUCAAAUACCUGAUUUUGGGUCUCAAAUUCCUGAUUUAGGGUCCCAGAUCCCUGAUUUUGGGUCCCAAACGCCCAAUUUUAAGAGCUCAAAUCCCCAUUUUUGCACCGAAGCUGUGAUGUUGGCUCUCAAAUGCCGUAUUUAG